This is a messenger RNA of Microtus ochrogaster (prairie vole), 1656 nucleotides long. RefSeq names its product solute carrier family 22 member 19. The record is from RefSeq and is a predicted model, not a curated record. Gene Ontology annotation, biological process: transmembrane transport. Lineage: Eukaryota; Metazoa; Chordata; Mammalia; Rodentia; Cricetidae. Gene Ontology annotation, molecular function: transmembrane transporter activity. Gene Ontology annotation, cellular component: membrane.
AUGGCCUUUCAGGACCUUCUUAUUCACAUUGGCAGCCUAGGGAGGUUCCAGAUCUUUCAGAUGGCUUUCCUUCUGAUCUGUAUUGGCAUGGUGCUUACCCACUCUCUUUUGGAGAACUUUACUGCAGCCAUUCCUAGUCAUCGCUGCUGGGUCCCCAUUCUUGACAAUGGCACUGUCUCUGUCAAUGACAGUGGGAUCCUGAGUCAAGAUGACCUCCUGAAGAUUUCAAUUCCCCUGGACUCCAACCUGAGGCCAGAAAAGUGCCGUCGCUUUGUCCAACUACAAUGGCAUCUCCUUCAUCUGAAUGGCAGCUUCUCCAGUAUGACGGAGCCAGACACAGAGCCCUGUGUGGAUGGUUGGGUGUAUGACCGAAGCACCUUCCUCUCCACCACUGUGACCCAGUGGGACCUGGUAUGUGGAUCUCAGGCACUAAAUUCAGUGGCUAAAUUUUUAUUCAUGAUGGGCCUUUUUACAGGACAUAUCAUAGGUGGCCAUUUAUCAGACCGGUUUGGGAGGAAGUUUGUUUUCACGGGUGCUUUACUGCUGAUGGCCAUGAGUGAAACCUGUGCAGCUGUGGCUCCCACCUUCCUCAUCUACUGCACAGUUCGCUUCCUGGCAGGGAUGUCCUCCUCAUCCAUGAGGACAAACGGUGUUUUGCUCAUUUUAGAAUGGACAAGCCCUAAAUUCCAAGCUUUGGUAAUGGCACUGGCAUUUUGUGCUGGGGGGAUUGGACAGCUAUUAUUGGGAGGCCUGGCUUUUGCUAUCCGAAACUGGCACCACCUCCAGCUGGCAAUGUCUGUACCAAUGUUCUUCUUCCUUAUUCUCACAAGGUGGCUGUCAGAGUCAGCUCGGUGGCUGAUUGUGACCAACAAACCCCAGAAGGGCUUAAAGGAACUUAGAAGAGUUGCACACAUAAAUGGAAUGAAGAGUUCUGAAGAUGUCCUAACCAUAGAGGUUGUGAGAAACACCAUGAAAGAUGAACUGGAGGCAGCACAGACAAAACAUUCCCUGUUGGACUUGUUCCGUACACCCAACCUACGUAAGCGGGUCUGUCUCCUGUGCUUUGUGAGAUUUGUGUCAUUGAUCUCUGUUUUGGGUCUGCUUAUCCACUUCCAAUACCUAAGCAGUAACGUGUUCCUACUGCAGUGUCUCUUUGGUGUAGUAUCCAUCCCAGCCAAUGUGCUUGGGAAUUUUUCAGCGAACCACAUGGGCCGCAGAAUAACCCAAAUGAUUUUCAUGUCUCUGAUGGGAAUCUCCAUUUUGACCAUCAUAUUUUUGCCUCAAGAAAUGCAGACCCUGCGUACAGUUUUGGCAACAUUUGGAGGAGCAAUUUCUUCUGCCUCUAUAACAAGUACUCUUGUGCAUGCAAAUGAGCUUGUCCCCACUGUAAUCAGGGCAACUGCUCUGGGAGUCGUUGGAAUCGCUGGUAGUGCUGGAGCAGCCCUGUCUCCCCUGUUUAUGAUCCUCACGGUCUACUCUGCCAACUUGCCCUGGAUCAUCUAUGGAGUCUCUCCCAUCCUUGGUGGCCUUGUUGCCCUUCUCCUCCCUGAGACCAAGAAUCAGCCUCUGCCUGACUCCAUCCAAGAUGUGGAAAAUGAGAGGAAAAGCUCAAGAGAGGCAAAGAAGGACUCUGUCACCAAGGUGACACCAUUUUAA